Oncorhynchus keta (chum salmon) is the source of this 4843-nucleotide messenger RNA. RefSeq names its product Krueppel-like factor 15. Gene Ontology annotation, molecular function: RNA polymerase II cis-regulatory region sequence-specific DNA binding; DNA-binding transcription factor activity, RNA polymerase II-specific. The transcript has 3 exons. The record is from RefSeq and is a predicted model, not a curated record. Bases 1226 to 2407 code for a protein of 393 amino acids. Gene Ontology annotation, biological process: regulation of transcription by RNA polymerase II. NCBI's taxonomy places the organism in Eukaryota, Metazoa, Chordata, Actinopteri, Salmoniformes, Salmonidae.
CUUCCUAGUGUACAGCAAUGCAGUCAUGUAAUGGCCACAGAAAUAAUGCCAACAUGGAACUGUGGCAAGGACGGGAUCCCUUUCUGCAAAAAUAAGACGGCGAAAAACUUUGAGGACGGUCAUUUCGAAACGUUUUAAUAUAGUUAAUGAUUAUCUACGUGUUGGCUCUAGUAAUGAUUGGUAGGACUAGGGGUGGUCAGGAUACAGCGAACGAGGCAAACAAGAAUUAUGAGGGAGAAGUAAGUAUCUAGCUAGUGCUAGUUUAUUAGUUUGUUGUUCUCACAUCGCGUGUCAUGACUUCCUUCUGCAGCGCUCUGUCAACACCAAUGACUGUGCUCAACACACACACACACACACAACCCUCCGGCGCUCCCUCCCCACCACUCAUUGGCAGUGUUUGAGAACAUCAAAACGACUGCAGGUGACUACCAUCUGACUGAUAACCUUGCAUCAUGAAUAACAACUCAUUAUUAUUUGUAGAUCGGUCAGUCACAGUUUACCCAUGAUAUUGUGGUUAUGAUCCCCUCGAACACGGCCACUGACUUACUCACUCAGCAACAGCCUGCAUCACUCCCUGAUUAUCAGUAGUAGUAGGUCACAGUGAAAUGUAAUACAAAUAAAAGAGAAAUGCCAUUUUCACCCACGAUAUGGUUUUCAAAGGAAAACCGCCGAUAUGGUUUUCAAUGGAAAACCGCCCACAUGGCAACCCUGCUACUGUUUACACUGGGCACAUUAGUAUGCACAAUGUAUCCAUUUAAUUAUCCAGAGUUUUGCUACAUUGGUAUGAAUGACAUUAAAAAGCACUAACAUGUUCGUUAUUUUGAAUUUGGUGAUAAGAUUCGCUCUGUUUCAGUACAUGCGUGUAGGCCUUGAUUCCAUUGGAUUGGAUGUUUGGCCUAGUCAUUUGUAGAUUGUCAGGUUUCAGUUAUUAUUACCAGGUUGCGAAAUGGUAAUAACUAAAGAGAUCUUGCUAAUGAAUCGCAUUCAAUUGAAUGAGUUUGACUUUCUUACGAGAAUGAAUGCUUUCAACUACCCUUUCUAUACCUCCCCAUGAUAUUUAUUUUGCCCUAUAAUUAGGUACUUAAUUAAAUCAAUGUUAAAUAUUAUAUUCUUAUUCAUGAUUCAGCAUUUACGUUUUUAACUGCGGUAUCCCCAACGUUUUCUAUGCAGGUGUAGUGAGAAGCGUGGUUCUCCUGUGUAUCUGGACUGUAUCUGGACUGUAUCAAUGGUGUCGUUAAGCAACAGAGCGCUGGUCUCUGAUAAUGACCUCUUUAGGGAAGGUGUUAGCCUGGUCUCCCUGGGGCUUGUAGAGGGAGAGGGCAGUGAGGGGGGGAGCGAGGGGGGGAGCUUUACUUCCUGUUACAGUCCCGAGGCCGUGGACAUGGGGGCUCGACUCAGCUUCAGCCCUGGAGAGGAGGAGGAUGACGAAGAGGAAGGGGGCCUGCUCCGACUCUAUCUGACCCCCACAGAGGGUCUGCCUGACUUCAGCCCCCGCCUGCCCUCACCCUUCUCUCCCACCAUGGAGGACAUCGAGGAGUUCCUCAGGGAGAAGAUGGAGCUGGUGAGAGAGGGGGUUCUCUUCUCUAGUAAACCCAUAGAGGAGCCAGCUCCCUCCCCUUCCAGCUCCAUGGAACAACCCCUCUCCUCAGGGGGACACAGUGAGCCAGGGACCAGCAAUGCUCUGUCACCCCCCACCCCACAAACACCCAAUUGCCCUCACACCCGAAGCCCAUCCCCCCUCACCCCCUCAGUGUUCCUGGGAGCACCCCUGGUUUUCCAGGUCCAGUCCUUGCCUCUGGCCCAGCCUCACCCCCAGACAGGCUCUCCUCCUGGUGCAUCCAGUGGGCUGAGAUUGGCCCACCUGGUUCUGGGACUCCACGGAGGACAGAAUGUUACCCUGCUGGCCUCACAGGUGCCCUCCACCCUUCUCAACAUAGCCAGCGCGGACGCUCCAGACCAGAAGUACGUGAAGAUUGCCCCUCUACCGAUCACUGUGAGGAUUGCCGGGGGGCUUGUUGGGGCAACAGUCAUUGGAGGUCACAGUGGAGGGGUUGUGGUCAAAUCUGUGGCCCCCCCUAGGGUCAACAGACCCCCUCAUAAAGAGACGCUGAGGGUACACAAAUGUUCUCACCCGGGCUGUGAGAAGAUGUACACCAAGAGCAGCCAUCUGAAGGCCCACUUCCGCAGACACACCGGAGAAAAGCCAUACACCUGCAGCUGGCCUGACUGUGUCUGGAGGUUCUCUCGUUCUGAUGAGCUGUCUCGUCACCGGCGCUCCCACUCCGGGGUCAAGCCCUACGAGUGCUCUCUGUGUGAGAAGAAGUUUGCCCGCAGUGACCACCUCUCCAAACACACCAAGGUGCACCGCAGUCCCCGGCCUGGCAGAAUCGUCAGAACUACCGUCUGACCCAGCCAGCAUCUCGACACAGCAAACCCAGCUCAGCCCAGUCGUGAUCCUGAUGCCACCCGUAACCCCGUUGCAGCACUUGCCCUGGACGGCAGAAUUAUUAGUACCUGCCUCUAGAAUUCAGAGCAGCCUGGUCCCACACCUACACCCUGGCUGUGCCUGCCCAACCCUGCCCAGUCCAACCUCAACCCGACCACAGGCGAACAGACUAAUCAGACUCAUCCACCCAGACCUUCCCCAGGAAGGCCCCGUUAAGGAGUCUGAGUCCUCAUCAGGACACUGGAGCUACAGGAGCAGACCUGGGCCAGAACUUAUAGUAGGGUUCUGAAUCUGAUUCAGACCCUGCUGAGCUCUGCCCUCUUUACCCUCUCCUCUCCUCCUUCCUGCAGCAGAGCAGAUGAGGUCUUGUCCUGGUGCUAGACAGUGAACUAACAGGUAACGGCCAUCUCAAGGAUGUGAUUGUUCAGCUUAAAGCGGAUUUCAGGCCUUUAGGUUAAAUCAAAUCCCCCUGCCACACACACACCUCGCUACCCUUAGCAGAUGACAAGUGUGACAGGCAGCUGCACAAGGUCUAACUCUCAGAAGAUAAUGUUGUAUAUGUCAUUAGAUUGUGUUUAAAAGACUACACUGUCACACAUUCUAUUCUACAUAUUAUAUUGCUCUGUGAAUCUGCUUCAGGAGUUAGACCCUCAAGACAGUUUGAGGUAAAUGCACUGGCCCAGCUCAUUCUAGCCCAUAAUAUGUGCUAUUAGCCCAGUUGAAAGUACUGUGUUGAUAUGUGAGCUGCCAGAUUCUCUCAGAGAACAGGUUUGAGUCUAAAUCUCUUACAUAUCCCCUCCUGCUCCCCAUAGUGCCAACCCUCUGGCCCAAUCACAUCCCCCCCUGACUCUAACGGCCAAUUCAGUACUGUUAUCACCGCUUCCCUGACCUCGUGCCUCUUCCCACUCCCUAAAAGACCUCAGGGGCUGCAGACUAGUGUCUGAUGGUUUUCACCAUGGUGCUUUACUGGUCCAUUAUGUAAUAACUGGUUAGUUAAGAGUCCACUCACAGCCACCUGGUUUGCGUCAGAUGCUGAUUGAAGGCAAGUAACGGAGUGAAAACCAGCAGACACCGCAGCCCACCUGGUCCACACUCUUAAACCUAUAUAGUGUACAGUACUGUACCUGAAAAGGGCAGCUGAUCGUUGUCCAAUCUGUGUCUGUAAAAUAUAACAUUUACAUGUACAGAACAUAUAGAAGCUCCUUUCCAGAAAAACCCUUAGUCAGUACAUUAAGCUAUCCAGUGGUGUCUGUGCUUGGUGAAACUGUGGAAUGUUAUUGAGGGGUCAUCUGAUCAGCCAGACAGGAGUUAAUUAUGAGACUCACUCUUCCAUUAAUGAGUUAACCCAUCACACCUCAUCAAUAUGAGCCCUCUGUUCUCAAGUGCACUUAUGUUAGCAGGUCCAGCAGGAGAGGGUUAAGCAUGGAGAAAAGUUAUAGGUAGCCCAACGGCUAAGGAAUUGGACCUGUUGCUGAAAGGUGUCUGGUUCAAAUCCUGUGGCGGGCACUGGAAAAAUAGGUGUGAAUUGAUCUGGUAACUGAAGGGCUGCUGGAUUCACAUCCUAAAGAUGUUCUUCUACUGUUGGGCCCUUAACCCCACAGCAUGCUUUCCAUCCAGGGGCCCUGCACUGCAGCUUGACCCUGUGCUUGUCUCAACUGUGUGUGAUGUGUGCUGUAAGACAUGGACAAUAAAGUUGUUUUCUAAAUGCUAUGCCAGGGACUGGAGUGCUCUGCUACCAGUAUGUAAGCUGUAGCUCUGGAUUUGAGUGUAAAAUGUGCUUUUCAACAGGCUACUGCACUUAGGAAACCAUAUAGAGAAAACAAUGGACUUUUCAGGGUAGCAGUUUUGGCCCAUAUUCCUUCAGAGAAACCAGAGUGGGUACAUGCUCUUUAAACCCACUUAUAUUGUACUCAAAUUUCCAGUCCAUCACUCACAUUUGCCAUCGAUCCCAGUGAUUCAGAAUUUAUGAUGAGCCAACCUUUAAAAAAAACAAAAACAUUUACCCAUUUGGAUGGGUAAACUCAGAAUGGACCACCAGUAUCACUGGCAAUCAUCAUUAAAUGGUAUCUUGCCAUUACAGAAACAGUUUGUUGUUUUUUAAUAUUGUUUGUGUAUUUCUUUCUUUGGACAUGACUCGUUUGAUUAGAUCACGACCACAUCAACCCACCAAGACAUACGUCUGACCCAGCUGUGUGUCCAUGGCUGAUCGGGUCCCUCUGAUUCAGUCCUAUUGUACAUUUUCCCCUUUCUGCCUUACUUUUAACCAUAGGUCGCUCUCUCCCAGUAACUCUAACUACUGUAAUAAUUCAGUUCUGCUGAAAUACACGUUAAAAAAAUAAUUGAAUUCCAGAAAUGCUAUUUUCCUAUGUAUGAGAAUAAAGGAUAAGAAAAUGUAAA